Verticillium alfalfae VaMs.102 is the source of this 3417-nucleotide messenger RNA. Its product is annotated as conserved leucine-rich repeat protein. The coding region runs from base 1 to 3417 and encodes 1138 amino acids. NCBI's taxonomy places the organism in Eukaryota, Fungi, Ascomycota, Sordariomycetes, Glomerellales, Plectosphaerellaceae. Gene Ontology annotation, molecular function: protein binding. The record is from RefSeq and is a predicted model, not a curated record. The transcript has a single exon.
AUGCAAUCCAUGAUGGGUAAGCGCCAGGAGGUUCGUUCAGGCGGGUUCCAGCAGCUGGCCCACCCUGACGUCCUCGCCGCCCGACACAUGAGCCGGCCACGUACGCCAACGCCUAGUCAGCGAUCUUCAGUGCAGCGCGAAAGACACCCGAGCUCUGAGAUCCAGCCUCAGGAGCAAUCACAGUCGCAGUCGCAAUAUUCUCCAAAGCGCAGCUCGCAGCUGGCGAAUGGCUCGAUGGAACGGAAUGAAAGCACUGAAACUGAUCGCAAGCCAUCCAUCAAGACGCAGGACUUUGUCGAGCAGGCUGGUGCCAUCAUGGCGAUGAUUCGCAGCGGAAUCAAACCCCCGAACGGACUUGACAGCGUGGAGGAGUCAGAAGAAGGCGACUAUGCCAGUCCAAGUCCUGAUAUCCAGGACGUGUCGUUUGAGGAGUCAACAAGGGAGCCUCUUUCCCGGCCACCAAGCCGCGACGGCAAGCCGGUGACGAGGGUUCCGCCUCGCCAGGAGAAUCCCGAAGUGCUGGAUUACCUGAAGAAAUAUCAGGAGCUCAGUGACAUGGGCGAUGUCAUCUCCUCGUCUUUGCGGUCUAUGGGUCUGGCCCAGGAUGCUAUCCGUGCCGCCCAAGAAGUGGAGAAGAUGGUUCAAGCGGGCCAGGACGUUUCCUAUCCCGACGACCUUGAUUCUUUGGAAGACAUCAUCAGCGACCCGCCUAACAUUCGAAUCAGCCGCGGACCAGCCGCGGACCAAGACGCAAUCGGACCAGACUACCCAUCCAAUAUCUCGGAUGGCUCGACAAAGAGCAUCCCCACCGGCUCAUCACGGGGUUCUGAGUCCAAGAAGACCAUUCUGCCAGCGAGCGUCGUUCAUCUGCUUCCUGAGUCUGUCGCGGGCAUGUAUCUCGACAAACAGCAAAAUAUCUGGGUCAAACGCAGGGCCGAGUCUGUCCGCAUCCACAACAUUCUGCCUUCCGAAGACAGCGAGGAUGACCCAUUUGCGAGCAUCCCCGACCUGACCGUUGACAUGACGAGGGAGAUGGAGAACCUGCGUCUGAACCCCUCGCAGCAGAUCCUCAGUGGCGACGAGAACGAGUCCUCUGGAGACUAUUCACGCACGCCGAGCACCCAACGCAGCAAGAGCUACGUCACCCUGUCACCGAACGGUGCGAUACCUGAGGGCAUGUCCCCCCAGGCGCAGGAGGAGCUCACAAAGCUCGAGAGCAUGGUCAACAGCCCAACAAGCGAUCGCGACGACUACGAGGAGGAGAUGCGCGUCGAAGACCGCAACCGCGUGUCGCCGUCGAGGAAGAACCUGACCAUUUCCUUCUCUUCGCCUAUUGCAUCCAUCAUUCACGACGUGGUUCCCGAGGACCUUGACAGUCUCGAGGACGACACGGGCAGCAUCUCGCACGCCGAAGGUGGAUCAUGGGUUGAGCAACAGGCCGAUAACCAGUAUCGCAGUCUCACGAAGAAUGCGCGCAAGAAGUUGCUGGCUCGAUCCAAGAAUAGCACGCGCAGGGCCUCUCGAAACCUCGCGGUUCAAGGACAAGCCUUCACGCCGCGUCCAGUGUCUCGCAUCGACGAACAGGAUGAAGACAGCCAGAACGAGCGUGCACAUGCCGAGAGCAGACAGAUCAGCAUCCUCGCUGACGCAAGUGUCGUCAGCCACCAGGAUCGCCAGACGAACCUCAGCUUCGUGGUGUCAACGCCCGCCGCUCACAACGGUGCCGGAGCCAUCAUCAGCCAAAACGUCGGCAACCUGUCUCUCAGCCCUCUGUCCGAGUUCACAAUGAACAAUCAGGACCAAUCAUUCGGGCUGGAGGUUAGCUACCUGGUGCAGGACCGACACUUGGUCACAGGUGAUGGUUCUAAGAAAGUGCUGUCCAUGACGGUCCGCGACCUUGUCGACCGACUGACCGAGGUGGAGCCUUUCGAGGCCAACUGGGACGACUUUAUGGAACUGGACGUCAGCGACAAACGGUUAUCGAGCCUGCACAUGCUGGAUGAGUUUUGCGGGCGACUGGUGUCACUGGACGCCUCGACCAACGCACUGUCACAUCUUGAUGGCGUGCCCUCGACGGUUCGCCACCUCAAGGCGUCCAGCAACCUGUUGACGGAGCUGACUUCCUGGGACCAUCUGUCAAAUCUACAGUACAUUGACGUGUCAAACAAUGAGCUGCGCAGCCUGGCUGGCCUCAGCAACCUCGUUCACCUGCGAGGCGUCCGCGCGGAUAACAAUAAGCUGACAUCGCUGGACGGUUUCCACUUCCACGACGGACUCCUGUCGCUGCGAGCGCGGGACAACCUGAUCGAGGAGCUCGAUUUUGACGGCACCAAGCUUGACCGGUUGGCAGAGCUGGACCUGUGCGGCAACAAGAUCCAGUCGAUUCGCAACUGGGAACAACUCCCGUCGCUGGAGACUCUCAAGGUGCAGCGCAACCAGCUUGUGGACUUGAACAACGAAGGGCCACUGCCAUGCCUUCGGCAUCUCGACAUUGGGGACAACGAUGUGGCAUCGCUCGACAUCAGCUCCAUGCCUUGCCUGCGCGUGCUGCACGCUGAUAGGAACCGCAUUAGCAGAAUCACUGGUUUCGCGCGUGCAAGGUAUCUAGACAGCAUAUCGCUCAGAGAGCAGCGCGGCGACGAGCCUCUCGAGCUAGCGUUCCUGUCAGCCGCCUAUGAGGUGCGCAAACUUUUCCUGUCGGGCAACUACAUUGGUCAAUUCGAGCCGCAGGUCGAUUUCCUCAAUCUGCAGCUUCUUGAGCUGGCAAACUGCGGGCUGCAGUCACUCCCGGAGAAUCUUGGCCAACUGAUGCCGAACUUGCGAUCGCUGAACCUCAAUUUCAACGCCAUUGCGGAUAUCAGCCCGCUGCGAUUCAUUCCGCGGUUGAAGAAAUUGCUCAUGGCCGGCAACCGACUGGCCAACUCGACGCAAGUAACGGAGGUGGUGACCGAGUUCCCGCACCUCAGCAAGCUGGAUCUGCGGGACAAUCCGAUGACACAGGGCUUCUACGCGCCACUGCAAGGCAUGGUGCCUGUGGAUCGCACGGGGUAUGUGGAUCCUUUCAUGCUGCCCGAGGCAGAUGCCGAGCGGGACGCACUUUUCGCGGGCCGACUGGACCAAGCGACACGACUGCGGCGCCGUCUGUACCAGGUGGUGUUUGUCGGGUGCUGCGCUCGGCUGAAAGAGCUGGACGGGCUGCCCGUCAAGCGCAGGGAGGCGCUGGCCAGGGAUGCAGCGUACGAGAUGCUAGUGAAGGAGGGUCUCCUACCGGGGCAGCAGCAGCAGUCCGAAGAAACGGGGGCUUUGGGGCCGACGCGCAAGGGCGGAGAGCAGCAAGCCAGACCGCACGAGCAGGCAGAGGCUGCUAAAUGCAGUGAUGACAGCAGUCGAUGGAAUGCGGAAGACAGCUUUGCCUGA